Messenger RNA from Yamadazyma tenuis ATCC 10573, 1893 nucleotides. It is a transcript of the gene ABP2, whose product is annotated as Abp2p. Gene Ontology annotation, biological process: actin cytoskeleton organization. Gene Ontology annotation, molecular function: actin filament binding. NCBI's taxonomy places the organism in Eukaryota, Fungi, Ascomycota, Pichiomycetes, Serinales, Debaryomycetaceae. The record is from RefSeq and is a predicted model, not a curated record. Gene Ontology annotation, cellular component: cell projection; cortical actin cytoskeleton; plasma membrane.
AUGAGCAGCAUAUUGAGAUUUAAAGUGGGCCAGGUCCCUGAAUGGGUCAACAAACAACAUAAGACCAUGUUAAGAUGGAUAAACUCCAAACUCAACUUGCAGCUAACUGAUUUGUCCAAAGAUUUGGGAGACGGAUUGGUUCUCAUUCAAUUGACUAAUGUUAUCAUAGCAGAAAUGGACUUGGAGAAGACAGACCUCAAGCUCUACUUCCUCAAACCGUUGUAUACGAACCCAAAGCUUCCCAUCCAGAAAAUGGAGAACGUCAACGACUUUUUGGAGUUCAUUCGAAUUGUCUUGAAGAUUAAUACCACCAGCAUCAGCAGUGAAAGUAUUAUUGAUGGGAACCUCAAAUUGAUCUUGGGAUUGACGUGGUCGCUUUUCAUAUUCUCCACCACCAGUUCCAUUGGACUCAUGAAUGACGGGAACUCAAUUAUUCAGAUAAAACAAAUCGUCUUGAAGUGGGUCAACUCCAAGUACAAAUACAAGGAAAUCUGCAACUUUGACAGGGACUGGUCUUUGGAAAUCAGCGCUCCUGACAGUGUGUUGUGGUCGAUAUUGAAGUCGUAUGUACCCUCUUCCAAGUUAAUCAGAUUGGGUGAUUCUAAGCUACAAAAUAUGAAACUGAUCCUUCAAUUUGCCAACGAGUUGGGUGUCCCCAAACUAGCCGACGUGGAGGAUUUCAAGACUUUGGUCCCUGACGAGAAAUGCAUUUUGUUCUUUAUUCUUGAGUGGUUCAAGUUCUUUGAAAUGGGAAAUUUUGACGAACAAUUGCAACCCGAGCCCAAUGAGGAGAAUUUUGCCGACGAGACUUAUGACGAGGUAUUGGUGAGGAUGGCGGAUAUCAUCAAAAACAAGUUUGAAUACGAGACGGACUCACUCAAGUUCUCCAACAAAAUAACAUCGAUACGCAAAAAGUUGGAUGAUGUUCCCAGCUACUUCGACGAGGAACUCUUUGAGGUUUUGUCUGAAUGGGACAAGGAAGCGAAGAGUAUAAUUGAUUCCAAGUUCUUGGCUCGUUUCAAGGAUAAUGAAGAUUUUGUCGAGUUGACAGACAUUUUACAUCACAAGAUGGGGAGCCUUUUGGACAACUUGAAAGAAUACGAAGAAGUGGGCCAAAUGAUUGCAAAAUUGACUUAUAAGGACAUGAAGAAGUUGGAAAAUUUGUACAAUGAGACCACCACAAGCUUGAAGCUGAUUAAUGAUAAGUUUGAACUCGGCGUAACAAGUAGGUUGACUUUCGAUGCACUCGAUCUCAAGUUCUCCAAAGUAAGCAGCUUACAGAAACAAGAAACAGACCAAAUCAAGGAAUUCCUUGAGAAAAUCUUAAACAAUGAAGUUAUCUGUAAGCUCAAUGGAUACUUGGUGAAGAUUGAGGAGUAUCUUACUCAAAGUGGAGACAAAUUGGAUAGUUUAGUGAACGAAUUUGAAAAGUACAUUCAAUUCAUUCACAAGGUUGACUACUAUGUAAGAAACUUGAACUUUACGGUUUCGCCAUCCAAUCUUAAAUACAUUGAAACCUUUGCAUCCACAACCGAUACUGAUAUCGAAGCCAAAUAUGUCAACUUCAAAAAUCAGCUUCUCAAAUUCGAUUCCAAGCUUAUCACCAAUGAACUUGAAUUCUCCUUGAUCUUGGAGGAACUCACUGGCGAAAGCUUGAACAAGGCCUACAUCAAGAGCUUCAUCAAGCUUGUUCCCAUCAAGCUCUUGAAUCUUAGCUUUAAUGACAGUGACUUUAGCCUCGUGCUAGAGUCAGACGACGACGACAGUGAAAUUGACAAUUCCAAACUAAUCUUCGAAACCCAGAGGCGCCGGGUCGGCAGUCAGUUGGGAAAUGAUAAGGUCUACGAUUUAGCCGAUUUCUUCAACAAGUUUGAAGACGGGUUGAAAUUUUAA